GCUCCUGCGCCAGCGGCCCCGGCUGCGCCGGCGAUCGCCCCUGCACCAGCGGCCCCGGCCGUCCCGCCCUCCCCGAAGAUCGUACCGGUCAAGGUUCCUGCAGCACAAAUUCCGCCCGCCGUCCCGGCUGCGCCCAUCGUUCCGGCUGCGCCCGCCGCCCCUGCUGCGCCCGCCGCCCCUGCUGUGGCCGCC
Messenger RNA from Symbiodinium sp. CCMP2456, 192 nucleotides. Lineage: Eukaryota; Dinophyceae; Suessiales; Symbiodiniaceae. The record is from the annotation of a GenBank genome assembly.